AUGGAGGUGCUGAGCUGGGAUUCGCUUCUAAUAAUCAAGAAAACUGAUGUAGUAACUGAGCAGAAGUCAGAUGUUGGGAAAGACGAAGCUUCAAAAAGCGGAGUGGUUCUGCGGCUGAUUAGGUCCUUGGGUGGUGUGAGAAUCGGAAAUGCUCAAGUCUUUAAGCUUUACUCUCUACAGUUAAUUACUCCGAUAAUAUACUCAAAGAAUGCUGUUGAUCCGAUGCUUGAGCGAUUGACUACACUGGAAAAUAACUUGACGCUCUUGCUCAGUCGGGCGGAUAUCGAACCCUAUGCGUCAUUAGAUGACGCUCUAGCCGCUCCCAGUCGUUUCCAUCAACCAAUUAGUGUCAAGGAAGCGGAAUCAAAAAACUUAAUUAUAACCUAA
Cooperia oncophora is the source of this 387-nucleotide messenger RNA. The record is from the annotation of a GenBank genome assembly. Lineage: Eukaryota; Metazoa; Nematoda; Chromadorea; Rhabditida; Trichostrongylidae.